AUGGCUGAGAUGGAGGACAAACCCUCCGAGGAGGUGAUCAAGCAGGUGUGUGCCACUUUGCGGCAGUGGUCGCUGGAGGGUCCCCCACGGAACCCGCGGCGCACAGCGGGCGAACUCGCGGUGUCCCUGGAGGCUGCGCUCAGCCCUGCGCAAGAACCAUCGCAGAAGGAGGAAGAGGCGCAGACAGACCCAGAAGUGAACGAGGCAGCUGAGUUACGACGGCUCCUGGGGGAGCUGCGGCUGGAAUACGAGGACCUCAGUACUGAGAGCCGCGAGCGAUCGGCCGAGCUGUUGGUGGCUGAGAAGGCCAAGGCUGAGCUGGAGGAGAAGUUCCAUGAUGCGUCGCGGAGAGAGGAGCAGCUGAGGGCCAGCUGCGACGCCUCCAUGGCAUCCUCUGAGGCGGAGCAGCUCGAGGUGUCUCAGCUCCGCCGUCGCGUGGCGGCUUUGUCCGCCCACUUGAGUUCAGUGCUGUCCCCUGUCAGCGCAGCUUGUCGCAUUCGCCCCUUGAGCAGUUACAAGGACUCUGAUCUGGGGACGCGGACCUUGUCCGUCGAUGGCCCUGAGAUCACGGUGGAGGACGCCAUGGGACGAUUACGAAAGUUCAAGAUCGACCGCGUCCUGGAUGAUGCGCCGCAAGAGGACUUGUUUCUCGCUGCAGCUCCUUGGGUCGAGCAUGCUGCCCUUGGCGGCUCCUCCUGCGUCUUCGCCUAUGGCGCCACCGGGUCUGGGAAGACGCACAGCAUCCUGGGAGAAGGCGACGAGACCAGACCUGGACUCGCACACCACGCCAUCCGCCGCCUCAUCGAGGGGCAGAACUGCGGGGAGGUCCGCAUCUCGAUGCUCGAGGUCUACUGCGAGCAGAUUCGGGAUCUGCUGGCUUCCUGUGAGGGCGGUGCUCAGCCAACUUUGGCAUGCAGCAGACGGGACGGUCAAGGAAAGAUGAUGCUGGACUACGUGGAGGUCACACUUGGGGAGGCUGGCGUCUAG
Messenger RNA from Symbiodinium natans, 987 nucleotides. Lineage: Eukaryota; Dinophyceae; Suessiales; Symbiodiniaceae. The record is from the annotation of a GenBank genome assembly.